AUGAAGUCUACAUUCGCCGUUUCCCUCGCGCUUUUCGCGGCAUCUGUGCGCGCACAGGUCGUCUCCAGCAUUCCCAACCCGGCUCUUGCCGCCUCGGCCGGCUCAUCCGCCUCAGUCGCUGCUGCAACCACUCCCGCGAACAACGCCGGUGCGGCUGCGACCUCGGCUGCCGCUUCUUCGGCCGCGUCUUCUGCCGCCGCGUGCACCACGUGCGGCUCUGACAGCUCGACCUCGGCUGCCGCCGACUGCACGACCUGCGGCUCCAGUUCCUCGACGUCCGCUGCAGCAUGCAUGACCUGCGGAAGCGAGACGACGUCCUCGGCAAACAGCUACAUCACCUCGGCGCCCAGCUAUGGCUCGGACUCGUACUCCUCGUUCAAGUCUGGAGGGUACUCGAGUAUGGACUGCGGCUACGGUUAUCAGAAGGACUCGUAUGGCAAGUGCACGCAGAUGUCUUGGUAUCAGACGGAAGGUUGUUACGAGACGAUCAUCAUCAAUCAUUCGGAGAAGUGCUACGCGCAAACGGUCACAAUGACCGACACGGAAGUUGCCACGAAAACUAUGGUAGAUACGAUGGUCGUCACUAGCACCAACACUGUCACGGUCACCAGCACCCUCAAGAGCGUCGAGACGCAGACAAAGACGAUGACGGAAGUCAUGACCCAGACGCAGGUUCAGACCAAGGUGGUCACAAGUACAGUGAAAGAAACUAUGAUCGAAACGAUGACUGAUACAAUGACGGUCACUGCCACUGCUGUUCGAACGCAGGUCGUGCCGACCACGGUUGUUCAGGUUUCGACGGAUCUUGAGACGCAAUUCAAGACGCAAACGGCGACGAUCACGGACCUCGUCACCAAGGCUACCACCAUCGUGGCGCCGACCACCGUCUUCAAGACCUACUUGUCAACCCAGGUCGUCAACAACACGAAGACUGUGGUUCAGACGAUGGUGGACACAGUAACAGCCGUACAAGUGUCCACGCUUACGGAUCUUGAGACUGCUACUGCCACCGUCACUCAGGCUGUCACCCAGACUCAAACUAUCGAGGUUCAGGACACGUCUCUCAGCAGCUGCAUCGCUUCGUGCAACACGUACAGUGGGCUGUCGUCCGGUAACGGCUAUAUGUACAACACGUACGCGUCGCAGCCCGCCACCUCGUACAGCACCAGCACGGCGGCUUACGCAGCUGCAACCGGCUACGGCUCGAGCAGCUAUGGCUCCUCGAACAGCUACGGUUCCAACAGCUACGGCUCGAGCGGCUCGAGCAACUCCUACGACUCCUCGUCGAAGGACUGCAGCAGCGGCAAGUGCUAG
This is a messenger RNA of Peniophora sp. CBMAI 1063, 1314 nucleotides long. The record is from the annotation of a GenBank genome assembly. Lineage: Eukaryota; Fungi; Basidiomycota; Agaricomycetes; Russulales; Peniophoraceae.